AGUGCGUGUGAGCGUGCCUUUCCCGUUUUCCUCCUCCUAUCCGCUCCUCAUUUGAGGAGAGAGAGGGAGAGGGAGGACUAGGCGUCCGAGCUGCGUUCCGGAGGGAAACCUGCGUCCAGCGAGUGGCCGCGACCCUCCCUGCAGUCCAGGGGCCGGUCUUCUGCCCGCCCCCCGGCGUCGGGCCGGCCUUGCCCGGGGCUCUGGCUUGCCCAGCCGGCGGGGGCUGGCAUGGUGGCAGGAGGGCAGGGCCCCAAGCAGCGGUCGGCGGGGGCGGCGGGGGCACCAUGGGCGUGAAGCGGCCCUUCGGGGGGCUCCGGGCCGCCCUGUGGGUCCUGGCCUGGCAGGCCGCCUUCCCCCCGGAGGCCCGAGGAUGCCCGGCCCUCUGCACCUGCACGGGGACCACCGUGGACUGCCACGGCACCGGCCUCAGGGCCGUGCCCAAAAACAUCCCCCGCGCCACCGAGAGGCUAGAGCUCAAUGGGAACAACAUCACCCGGAUCAGCAAGAACGACUUUGCGGGCCUGAAACAGCUUCGGGUGCUGCAGCUGAUGGAAAACCAGAUUGGAGUCAUAGAGCGAGGAGCAUUUGAUGACAUGAAAGAGCUGGAAAGACUUCGACUGAACCGGAACCAGCUGCAUGUGUUGCCAGAGCUGCUGUUCCAGAACAACCAGGCCCUCUCAAGGCUGGACCUCAGUGAGAACGCGAUCCAGGCUGUGCCCAGGAAAGCCUUCCGAGGAGCCACUGACCUGAAAAACCUACAGUUGGACAAGAACCAGAUCAGCUGCAUCGAGGACGGGGCCUUCCGAGCCCUCCGGGGCCUGGAGGUGUUGACUUUGAACAACAACAACAUCACCACCAUUCCAGUGUCCAGCUUCAACCACAUGCCCAAACUGCGCACCUUCCGCCUGCACUCCAACCAUCUCUUCUGCGACUGCCACCUCUCCUGGCUGUCUCAGUGGCUGCGUCAGCGCCCAACCAUCGGGCUGUUCACCCAGUGCGCGGGGCCUGCCGCUCUCCGCAGCCUCAACGUGGCCGAGGUCCAGAAGAACGAGUUCAGCUGCUCAGGCCAGGGAGAUGCGUCCCGAGCAUCCAUCUGCACCCUGUCCUCGGGCUCCUGCCCUGCCAUGUGCACCUGCAGCAAUGGCAUCGUGGACUGUCGUGGCAAGGGGCUCACUGCCAUCCCUGCCAACCUGCCGGAGACCAUGACAGAGAUACGUCUGGAACUCAAUGGGAUCAAGUCCAUCCCUCCUGGAGCCUUCUCGCCCUAUAAAAAACUGCGAAGGAUAGACCUGAGCAACAACCAGAUCUCAGAGAUCGCACCUGACGCCUUCCAGGGCCUUCGUUCCUUAAACUCACUGGUGCUGUAUGGAAACAAGAUCACAGACCUGCCCAGAGGGGUCUUCGGGGGCCUCUUCACCUUGCAACUGCUGCUGCUGAACGCCAACAAGAUCAACUGCAUCCGGGCCGACGCCUUCCAGGACCUCCAGAACCUGUCCCUGCUCUCCCUGUAUGACAACAAGAUCCAGAGCCUGGCCAAGGGCACCUUCACCUCCCUGCGGGCCAUCCAGACCCUACACCUGGCUCAAAACCCAUUCAUCUGUGACUGUCACCUCAAGUGGCUGGCGGACUUUCUGCGGACCAACCCCAUCGAGACCAGCGGGGCCCGCUGUGCCAGUCCCCGACGCCUCGCCAACAAGCGCAUCGGGCAGAUCAAGAGCAAGAAGUUCCGGUGCUCAGCAAAGGAGCAGUACUUUAUUCCAGGUACGGAGGAUUACCAGCUGAACAGCGAGUGUCACAGUGAUGUGAUCUGCCCCAACAAGUGUCGCUGCGAGUCCAACGUGGUGGAGUGCUCCAACCUGAAGCUGACCAAGAUCCCCGAGAGGAUCCCGCAGUCUACGGCCGAGCUACGAUUGAACAACAAUGAAAUUUCAGUCCUGGAGGCCACUGGGAUCUUCAAAAAGCUUCCUCACCUGAAGAAAAUUAACCUGAGCAACAACAAGGUGGCCGAGAUAGAAGAUGGCGCGUUCGAGGGGGCGGCCUCGGUCAGCGAGCUGCAUCUGACUGUCAACCAGCUGGACUCUGUCCGCAGCGGCAUGUUCCGGGGGCUGGAGGGCCUGAGGACCCUGAUGCUGAGGAACAACCGCAUCGGCUGCAUCCACAACGACAGCUUCACCGGCCUGCGCAACGUCCGCCUCCUCUCGCUCUACGACAACCAGAUCAGCACCAUCUCCCCGGGGGCCUUCGACACCCUUCAGUCCCUCUCUACCCUGAACCUGUUGGCCAAUCCCUUCAACUGCAACUGCCAGCUGGCCUGGCUCGGGGACUGGCUGCGCAGGAGGAAGAUCGUGACCGGGAACCCGCGCUGCCAGAACCCGGACUUCCUGCGCCAGAUCCCCCUGCAGGACGUGGCCUUCCCAGACUUCAGGUGUGAGGAAGGGCAGGAAGAGGUGGGCUGCGUCCCACGCCCCCAGUGCCCCCAGGAAUGCACCUGCCUGGACACGGUCGUCCGCUGCAGCAACAAGCACCUCCGCGCCCUGCCCGUGGGCAUCCCCAAGAACGUCACGGAACUCUAUUUGGACGGAAAUCAGUUCACAUUAGUCCCAGGACAGCUCUCCACCUUCAAAUACCUGCAACUGGUGGACUUGAGUAACAACAAGAUCAGUUCUUUAAGCAAUUCUUCCUUCACCAACAUGAGCCAGCUCACCACCCUGAUCCUCAGCUACAAUUCCCUGCAGUGCAUCCCUCCCCUGGCCUUUGAGGGGCUCCGCUCCCUCCGCCUUCUGUCCCUCCACGGCAACGAUAUCUCCACUCUUCCCGAGGGCAUCUUCACCGACGUCACCUCUCUCUCCCACCUAGCCAUCGGGGCUAACCCCCUCUACUGCAACUGCCAUCUGCGUUGGCUGUCCAGCUGGGUCAAGACCGGCUACAAGGAGCCUGGGAUCGCCCGCUGUGCCGGUCCCCCAGAAAUGGAGGGCAAGCUGCUCCUCACCACUCCCGCCAAGAAGUUUGAAUGCCAAGGGCCUCCCACAUUGGCUGUGCAAGCCAAGUGCAACCCCUGCCUGUCCGAGCCGUGCCGAAACCAGGGGGUCUGCCAGGAUGACCCCUUCGAGUUCUACAGGUGCACCUGUCCCAGUGGCUACAAGGGCAAAGACUGCGAGAUCUCCCUGAGCAGCUGCUCCAGCAGCCCCUGCGAGAACAGCGGGACGUGCCAAGCCCUGGAGGGAGAGGGAGCCAGAUUCACGUGUGCCUGUGCCAAGGGGUUCGAGGGGCCAACCUGUGGGGUGAACGUGGACGACUGCCAAGGUCACAACUGUGAGAACGGCGGCCUGUGCGUGGACGGAGUCGGGAACUCCACCUGCCUGUGCCCCCCGCCCUACACAGGAGAGGCCUGUGAGAGGCUGAUGGAUUUCUGUUCCCCAGAGCAAAAUCCCUGCCAGCAUGGGGCCAGCUGCGUGAGCACGGCUGAGGGGCCCAAGUGCGAGUGUGCCCCAGGCUACGUGGGAGACAACUGCAGUGUGGACUAUGACGACUGCUCAGACCAUCGCUGCCAGAACCAAGCCCAGUGCGUGGACGAAGUCAAUGGCUACUCUUGUCUGUGCCCGGAAGGCUACAGCGGGCAGCUGUGUGAGAUGCCUCCCCGGGCCGGGGCGCCCUUGAGCCCCUGCGAGCGGGCCGACUGCCAGAACGGAGCCGACUGCGCCAUGCUGGGGAGCCGGCCCGUGUGCCGGUGCCGGCCCGGUUUCGGCGGGCCCGAGUGCGAGAAGUUGCUGAGCGUCAACUUUGUGGAUCGGGACACCUACCUUCAGUUCACGGACCUGCAGAACUGGCCGCGGGCCAACAUCACGCUGCAGGUGUCCACGGCGGAAGACAACGGGAUCCUGCUUUACAACGGCGACAACGACCACAUCGCAGUGGAGUUGUACCAGGGCCACGUGCGGGUCAGCUACGAUCCUGGCAGCUACCCCAGCUCUGCCAUCUACAGUGCCGAGACCAUCAACGAUGGACAAUUCCACACGGUGGAGCUGGUCACCUUUGACCAGAUGGUGAAUCUUUCCAUCGAUGGCGGCAGCCCCAUGACCAUGGACAACUUUGGCAAGCACUACACCCUCAACAGCGAGGCCCCGCUCUACGUGGGGGGGAUGCCCGUCGACGUGAACUCGGCGGCCUUCCGCCUGUGGCAGAUCCUGAACGGCUCCAGCUUCCACGGCUGCAUCCGGAACCUGUACAUCAACAACGAGCUGCAGGACUUCACCAAGACGCAGAUGAAGCCGGGCGUCGUGCCGGGCUGCGAGCCCUGCCGGAAGCUCUACUGUCUCCACGGCAUCUGCCAGCCCAACGCCGCCCCCGGGCCCGUGUGCCACUGCCAGCCGGGGUGGGGGGGCCCUCACUGCGACCAGCCGACCGGAGACCCCUGCCAAGGGCACAAAUGUGCCCACGGGACCUGCACAGCCCUGGACGCGCUGUCCUACAGCUGCCGGUGCCAGGACGGCUACCGGGGGGCGCUGUGCAACCAGCCGGGGACGCAGCCGGAGACGCAGCAGGCGACGCAGCAGGGGACGCAGCAGGGGACGCAGCAGGGGACGCCCUCCGAGCCCUGCGCAGCCUUGCGGUGCCUGCAUGGGCGCUGCCAGGUCUCCGCCGAUGGGGCCGCGCGCUGCGCGUGCGACAGUGGCUUUACCGGGGACCUGUGUGAGCAAGAGUCCGAGUGCCGGGGGGACCCCGUCCGGGACUACCACCAGGUCCAGAGGGGCUAUGCCAUCUGCCAGAGCAGCCGCCCGCUGUCGUGGGUGGAGUGUCGGGGCCCUUGCGUGGGCCAGGGCUGCCGCUGCUCGGGUCUGCGGCCGAAGCGGAGGAAGGUCACGUUCCAGUGCAGCGACGGCUCCUCCUUCGUGGACCAGGUGGAGAAGCCCACCGAGUGCGGCUGCGCUCACUGCAUGUAGCCCCCGGACCAGCCCGGACGGGGCCGACCGGACCGGGGCGGGGAGGGACGGGGUGUGGGGGGCACCGGGGGCAAAGGGGAUACGGGGUCAGGGCAACCACUGCGGCGAAUGUCAGAGGCCAAGCGGAAGCCCGGGGGAGGGCGGGCCCGGCUGGAGAGGUCGAAGGGUGCGGCCCGGCAGGGGGGUCCUUGUCGGGCAAAGGAAUGCCGGGCCGGGGGCUUGGUGGCAGGGCAAGACCUCUUUGCCCAGAGAGCUGCCCUGUGCUAUUGGAACCCUGGCCGGGGGUGGCACCCAGCAUCAAGCUUCACGUUGGGGUCGUCCCGCUGGGGGAUCUGGGGAGGAGCCAAAGCCAACCCUCCCAGCGACGUCCUGCUGAACCUCGAAGCCGGGACGGCCUCCCAACAGGUGGACGGAGCCAGCCCAGCCCAGCCGACACCUCUGGGAAGCAGCCUGCAGGAGGCGGGGAGACGUGCCCAGCUGACCGCCGGACCCCAAGCCGGAGCGGAACCCCCUGGGCCGCUGGUGCCCCUCCUCGCCCGGAGCGGCGAGCUACCCCGGGGCGGGGGCCGGGGCCCUCCCCGCCAGACCCUUCGUUCCCACUCAUCCGUCUGCCCUGGCCAGAGACCCUCGGGGUUCGCCGACGUAAGCGGCGGGAUUACUCCCGUAGACACCCCCCUCGCCCUCCCGGUCCUCUGCCUUCUCUCCUCCCUCCAGCUCCCUUGGGAUAGAUGUGGUCGGGCAUGUGCAUCCAGCCGCCUUAAGUGCUUUCUAAUGGGCUCAGGCUGGAAACCCACCCACCCACCGCUGUGGUUGCUUCCCCCCCUUCCUUGCCUCUCCCCCACCCUGUGCGGUGGCGCAGUGUUACAGCCGGCCCGGUCGGUGCUGGUGGGAAACCACGGUGGAGCCUCUCGGGCCCGGAGCCUCUCGGGCCCGGACCCCCUCGGCCCGGCGCAAACCGACCCGGAGCCGGCCGAAGGCUCCUCGAGGGCCACUUGGUUUCAUCUCAGGGUGGGAGGGGGGAGGGGAAGGCGGACAGCUUCAUCCAUCUGUGUUUUGGGUUGCUUUUUUUCCUCCAUCCCAUGCUUCGUGUACAGCUGCACCAGGCCAAGGGAGGGUGUUCACGGCGGGCUCGGCCGCCGCUCAGAGGAUGAGGAGCAGCUGCUGGGUUGUCCCUCAGACCCUCUCUGACAAGGAAGUGGUUUUGUGACUCUGGAGCUCACCCGGAUUUUCCUGAUGCUAGGGCCCCCAUGCCCACCUCGGCCCUCCCAACCUCCUCGCCGGCGGCUUCCUUCCGAACCCUCGGUCCCCAGUGGGGCAGAGGCUUGGGGCGGGCAGAGCCUGCAGCCGUGGGGAGGGCCCCCGGGCUGGGGAGAGAGCGCUAGGGAGUGGAGCAAAGCCCCAACUCAUUUCCAGGGACUCUCCUCCUCUCCUAGGCCUGGCUAGGCUGGAGCCAAAUGUCUGUCAGGGAGAGAUGCCGGGGGGGAGGGAGAAGGAAGGGUAAGGAGGCUCCAGGGAGGAGCCAGGAGCGCACCUGCUUCUUUGUGGACCGUCUCCGGGCUGGGCCCUGACCCUGACCUCGACCUCAGCCUGACCGACGCCGGCCUCCGCCCUCCCGUUUCUAGCAACAGGGAGGCUGGCUGAACUGGGGGUGGGCUCAGUCGGGCAGGCCACAGGCUGGAGGCCACUGAAACUUUGGAGAACAGGGCGCUGAAUAAGGAAUUUUCUCUUUCGGAGACAGAGAGGAGGCAGUUCCUAGCCGUGUCUCUGGGGGAAUGUGCACCCGACAGAGACCUGGGCGAGCAGCCCCGAGCUCGAGGAGGGAUGUUCCUCCCUGCCCCGACCCCAGAGAGCUCCUGGGGGGAUCCCGCUGAGGGGCCGACAGACACUAUCCCUGGUCUCAACCCUACUGAAGUAUUAGAAGGUCUGAGGUCCCCUGUGCCCAACAGCAGAGGAUCCGCUCCCAGAUGGCCCGGGGCUCCCGAGAGUUAGCCUUGACUACUGCCCGCCCAGAGAGGACUGUACCAGGAGAGGGGUUCCGGGGCGCUGGCCACCACCACAGCUCACAAUCGGUUUGGUUAAGGGCCUGAAGAAAUACAAUCAACUGACUGUACUUCGCCUCAGGCCCCCUGAGCAACACCCCCUCUGGCCCAAACCGCCCCAGGGGAGAGCGAGGGAAGAGAGGGGCAAGUCCUCCAACAACCAUGAUCCACGGCAGGCUUCCUCGGGUGGGGGGCUUGGACAUCCCAGCGGGGCACCGAGAGCGCUUCCCGGGCAGAUUCACCUAUUAAAGGAAAAGUGGUAGAAAAUGGAAAAGGCUGGACUUUCUGUUUUCUUUUGCCUGUUGUAGCCUAACUUUGAAAGUAUCUCUUUAUACAGAAUACUUACAGAUUCUAAUAUAUAUUUGUAUUUCAUUUUGUUAUAGUAUUUUUAUAUGUUAAGGGCAAGCCGACAGUGUUCUAUUUUGUUUUUGUUUUCAGAUGCUAAGCAGCAGCAGCAACAUUGAAAGUGGAUUCGUUUGGGGGUUUUCUUUGGUUUGUGUUCUGACUUUUAAAGAAACUGGUUUGUGAUGGGCCAGUGAGGGAGCCAAUGAUUGUCCUUUCCAUAGAAGAGGCAGUAUUGUUUUAGAAGAUGUUUGAUAUUGUCUAUGUUGUCUUUCAUGUGAACAUGACAUUUAUUCAUUCAGAGACU
Molecule: messenger RNA, 7628 nt
Organism: Ornithorhynchus anatinus (platypus)
Lineage: Eukaryota; Metazoa; Chordata; Mammalia; Monotremata; Ornithorhynchidae
Gene: SLIT1
Product: slit guidance ligand 1
Exons: 37
Coding region: 285-4940 (1551 amino acids)
Biological process (GO): negative chemotaxis; axon guidance
Molecular function (GO): heparin binding; Roundabout binding; calcium ion binding
Source: RefSeq, a predicted model, not a curated record